AAAAAAAAAAAAAGCUAAGAUGGCGUCUCGUGAAGAAAGAUAGGAUGGCUUAAAGAGUGAUGAUGUUGGUCGGAGAAUGAUUGAUAAGGACAUAAUUGGUACAGUUUGAGACUCAUAUACUAUUAAAGGAACCUCUGCCAUACAUGUUUCGAACCUGUGUGUUUGGCAGAACGGAGUAUAUGGGAAACUGAGACUCAUAAACGGUAAACUUUGCUACCAGCGGUAGCUAGCCAACUGGACCGAGCACAGCUGGCCAACCUUAGCUAGUCACCAUCACAACAGAGGAAGGAGAGCAGCUACCAGCCCUAUCAUACCCCGGGACAUCGAUGUGUCUUCGGGUCAGUCAUAGAAAUGCAUGAGACAAUGUAACCUAGUGUAAAAGGGGCAAUGGAAGGCGAAGAGUUUGUACCUCCUCCGGAGUGCCCAGUAUUUGAGCCGUCAUGGGAGGAGUUUCAGGAUCCCCUGGCCUACAUCGCCAAGAUACGCCCAAUUGCAGAGAAGUCUGGAAUCUGCAAAAUUCGACCUCCACCAGACUGGCAACCACCAUUUUCACUGGAGCUGGAUCGCUUCCGCUUCACACCUCGCAUCCAAAGGCUUAAUGAGUUGGAGGCGGAGACCAGAGUGAAGCUGAAUUAUUUGGACCGUAUAGCCAGGUUUUGGGAGAUCCAGGGAUCCUCCUUAAAAAUCCCACAUAUCGAAAGGCACAUCCUUGAUCUUUUCAGCCUGUCAAAGCUUGUGACAGAUGAAGGAGGUUUUGAGAUGGUCUGCAAGGAACGGCGCUGGGCUCGUGUGGCCCAGAGGCUUGGCUACCCUCCUGGCAAGAACAUUGGUUCUCUGCUGCGCUCGCACUAUGAGAGGAUUGUCUACCCUUUUGAAAUGUUCCAGUCUGGUGCCAGCCUGCCGCAUUGCAAGCCAAAGCAUUAUGAUGGUGAGGAUGUGGACAAAGAGUACAAGCCUCACUCCAUCCCCUUGCGACAGUCUGUGCAGCCAUCCAAAAUGAGCAGUUACGGACGCAGAGCAAACCGCUGCCAGCCUGAUGGUCCAGAGGAUCUGGCCCCCCAUCCUCUCACCACUGGCUCUCAACUCAUCUCUGCGCCUGAACCUACUGAGGAAGACAUAGAGAAGAACCCAGAACUGAAGAAGCUACAGAUCUAUGGUGCAGGACCUAAAAUGAUGGGACUUGGACUGGUGGCAAGGGACAAAGGCUUUAGGAAGAAAGAUGAGCUGCCUCAGACUGUUACUAUCAAAGACACUGUGUCUGCUGCUCCUGGUGAUAUCUCAGUCAAAGCGGAACCACUGGAGCCUCAAGUGGAGCAGAGGGAAGAGGGCACAUCUAGUCCCCAACUACCUCCCCCCAGCAUCACAGUUAAGACUGAAAUGAAGAAUGAAGAACUAGAAGAGGUGGGUGGGAAAGAGAAUGAGGAGGACGAAGAUGAUGAUACAGAUAGACCUUGCACCAAAAUGACCAUGAGGCUUAGGCGCAACAUCAACAACCCACAGAGUAUGGAUUCUUAUGUGUGUCGAAUGUGUGGUCGUGGAGACGAUGAUGAGAAACUUACGUUGUGUGAUGGCUGCGAAGAUAACUACCACAUCUACUGUCUACUACCCCCACUCGCUGAUCCUCCCAAAGGCAAUUGGCGAUGCCCUAAGUGUGUGGCAGAGGAGUGCAAGAAGCCUACAGAAGCUUUUGGUUUUGAACAAGCUACAAGAGAGUAUACUCUGCAGAGUUUUGGGGAAAUGGCUGAUGCCUUUAAAGCAGAUUACUUCAACAUGCCUGUCCAUAUGGUUCCCACAGAGCUUGUGGAGAGAGAGUUCUGGAGAUUAGUCAGCAGUAUUGAGGAAGAUGUGACUGUUGAGUACGGAGCAGACAUACACUCCAAAGAGUUUGGCAGUGGUUUCCCCACCAGCAAUGGCAAGAGGAAGCUCACAGAGGAAGAGGAGGAAUAUGCCCGCUGUGGCUGGAACUUGAAUGUGAUGCCCGUGCUGGAGCAGUCGCUCCUGUGCCAUAUUAAUGGGGACAUCUCUGGGAUGAAGGUGCCAUGGCUUUAUGUAGGCAUGGUGUUCUCAGCUUUCUGUUGGCACAUUGAGGAUCACUGGAGCUACUCCAUCAACUACCUGCACUGGGGUGAACCCAAAACUUGGUAUGGGGUUCCCUCUGUGGCAGCUGAGCAGCUUGAGGGGGUGAUGAAGAAGCUGACACCAGAACUGUUUGAGUUUCAGCCUGACCUCCUACACCAUCUGGUCACCAUCAUGAACCCCAAUAUCCUCAUGGCGCAUGGUGUACCGGUUGUACGCACUAACCAGUGUGCUGGUGAGUUUGUGAUCACCUUCCCCAGAGCCUACCACAGUGGCUUCAAUCAGGGAUAUAACUUUGCUGAAGCUGUCAACUUCUGCACUGCAGACUGGCUGCCUGCUGGCCGUUCCUGUAUUGAACACUAUCGAGGUCUAAGGAGGUACUGUGUGUUUUCCCACGAAGAGCUCACCUGUAAAAUGGCUGCUAGCCCAGAGAAACUAGAUCUCAACUUGGCUGCAGCAACACACCGGGAAAUGUUCAUUAUUGUUCAGGAGGAGAGGAAGCUGCGGAAGGGUCUGAUGGAAAAGGGCAUUACUGAAGCAGAGCGUGAGGCAUUUGAGCUGUUACCUGAUGAUGAGAGACAAUGUGAUAAAUGUAAGACUACAUGCUUCCUCUCUGCUCUGGCCUGCUCAAACUGUCCCGAGCGUCUGGUGUGUCUUUAUCACACUCAGGAUCUGUGCAGCUGCCCCACUGAAAAACUUUACCUCAGGUACAGAUAUACCCUGGAUGAGUUGUUAGCCAUGUUACACCGGUUAAAGGUUCGGUCUGAGUCCUUUGAUUCCUGGGCCAACAGAGUUAAAGAGGCACUGGAGCAAGAAGAGGGAAACAAAAUAGGAAUUGAUGACCUGGAGAUGCUGAAGAUGGAAGCUGCAGAAAAAAAGUUUCCUGACAAUGAACUUCUCCGGAAACUCAAUACUGUUCUGAAAGACAUAGAGUGCUCCCAACAGACUUGUACUAAACUCCUCAGUAACUCAAAAACCAGUGAGAGUAAGAUGACUCUGGCAGAACUGAAAUCCUUGGUAGAGACAAUGCAAAACCUGCCCUGUGUGAUGAACCCGUUGGAGGAAGUGCAGGCGGUUCUGCGGGAAGUGGAGGAUUUCCAAAGCCGGGCUCAAGUCCUGGUCAAUGAUAGGGACUGGAGGAGAGACUCUCCACCACCUGAGCAACUGCAGAUGUUGUUGGAGCAGGGGAGCAAGCUGCCUGUUGUGGUGCCAGAGUGUAAUUUACUCCAGGGUCUGAAGGAGCAGGGCCACUGGCUGGCAGAGGUGAGGCGUACCCUAGGUGCAGAAGAAGUUGAGAGGCGGGAGGUGACGUUAGAUGUUUUGAGGAACCUAAUGGAAACAGGCUGCAACGUGCCCCAGAGUGUGUCUGUAGAGACGGCCAUGGCAGAACUUCAGGAGCUGCUCACAAUUGCAGAACGAUGGGAGGAGAAAGCACAGAUCUGCUUAGAACAACGACAAAAACACCCUCUCUCCACCCUGGAGGCAAUAGUAAAUGAAGCUCAACUUGUCCCAGUCAAGCUUCCAAACAUCCUGUCUCUACAGGACUGUCUCACUCGGGCACGGGCUUGGGUAACAGACUUGGAGGAAAUUCAGAAUGGGGAGCAUUACCCAUGUCUGGAUGACCUAGAGGGCCUAGUGGCUAUUGGGAGGGACUUGCCGGUCUUCAUGGAGGAGCUGAGGCAGCUAGAACUGCAGGUGGCCAGCGCUCACUCAUGGAGGGAUAAGGCCAGCAAGACCUUCCUCAAGAAGAGCAGUCAGCAUAGUCUACUAGAGGUAUUAUGUCCGUGUGUGAAAAGGAGAGAGAGACGAGAUGAGAUCGAGCUGUUGGAUGAUUCAUUAGAUGAUUCUGAUACCAACACUCUGGGCCUCUCUGCUCAGGACCUGAGGGACCCUGCAGCUAUUGUGAUGGCCUUCAAAGAAGGGGAAGACCAGGAGAGGGAGGCAUUAUUGAGGUUUCGGAAGUUGAACAUGUGUAAAUCUGGACUUAACACUGCAAGUUACAAGGAGGUCAAGGAGAAUGGGAGGUGGGAUGAUGUCAUGGAGGUGGAUGCAUCCAGCCAAUCAGAGAACUCUGUAAAAGAGAACAGUAACAAUAACCUUGCCUGUACUGCCCCCUCUCAGUCAGUGUGUGUGUGCACCAGGCAGUCACAUGCACCUCAGCUCCGCUGCCAUCUGUGUAGGGACUGGUUCCAUGGUGGCUGCGUUCCUUUCCCCUUUCUGUUCCCCUCCUCUACACCGCCAGUUAACCCCCUUUGCUGGUGGGACUGGGACUCGCGCUUCUUGUGUCCACGAUGUCAGCGGUCACGACGCCCACGUUUGGAGACUAUUCUGGCACUACUUGUGGCCCUGCAGAGGCUGCCAGUGCGUCUGCCUGAAGGGGAGGCACUGCAAUGUCUUACAGAGAGGGCCAUCAACUGGCAGGGCCGAGCCAAAGAUGUGCUUGAGACACCAGAGCUGCAGCAAGCACUUCACAAGCUGCAAGAACUCAAAGAGACUCUUCACUGUGAGGCAGAGAAAGAGGAAGACAUGGAAAAGCAGACAGAAGGGAGUUCAGUCAUUGUUUUGUCAGACUCCGAGGGAGGCGAAGGAGAUGAUGGAAUCAUUGAUCUGACAGAGGAGAAUUCACCUAAAAAGGAUACCAAGGAAAGGAGAGGCACUCAGGCUGGAUGUGAAAAUGGCAUCAGCAAGAAGUCAAAUGUUACAGGCGUGGCGUCUCUGCUGCCCCUACUGCCUCUGUUAAAAGGCCCAGUAGUGGAGCUUUCCCCAGCCACCAGGGUCCAGCUGGAGGAGCUACAGUUGGAAGGAGAUCUGCUGGAGGUGUCCUUGGACCAGACGCACAUCAUCUACAGAGUCCUCCAGGCCUCCUCUGUUCCACCCAUAGAAACACUGCACACACUCAUCCAGAUUGAGCUUGAAGAGCAGAGACGGGCCAGCCGGGGACGUGCCAAGGAUUCCAAAAGGAAGAGAAAAGGCCACAGAGGUGGAAGUGGAGAAGGGGCGGGAGAAAGGCCAUUGUAUGCCUCGGAGUCCAAGAAAACCUGUCCUCUCAGCCCCUCCCCUCACUUACCUGUCCAGGUCUAUCCAGAGGUUUUGUGAUACAGUCAACGCUGGAACUCUGUUGGAGGAAUUGAAAGGACAGAGCAUUUUUUUUUUUGCCAGAAGGCAGUGUCACGUUAUAGAAAGAUGCAGGACACCCCACCCAAACCAUACCCUGCAUCCCUUCUCAUCCCUCAUUCAUACAUCCAGACACUAACAGAGCAACAACUCCUCUUCGACACUCCUUAACUGGGACAUAUCUGCACCUGCCAUGAUUGUUUGUUUUUUUUUCAGACUUGCUGUCUUACCCCAACUUCAUUGUCUACUUUCCCUGGAUCCAUUCUCCCUGUGAACAUAUUAAGACUUUUGGAUCGCUGUGGGACUUAUAGCGUAUAUAUAGAGUGUUUUUGGUUUAGAGAUGUCUUCAAGGUCAGUCAAUAUGCUAUGUUAUCCCAACUGUAUUAAAUGCUAGUUUGAGCGAAGUCUGUCUCAGCACUGGCGUUCACUUCUUUUGAGCCCAAUUGACGCUGGAUAAGCUAUGGGUUAUUUCAGACAGUUCUGUUUGGGCAUGAAUCCUGAAGCUGAGAUACAGCAGGUGGUUUCGACAGCUGAUCUUAAACAACAGCACCAUAGUUAAAUGUGUAUUUUUUUUAGUUGUAUUGAAUCUUGUGUUUGAUGCUGUUUUGAGGGGACACGCAUUUUGAAUAAACCGAGUAAAUUUUGGGAAGUGUUUAAAAGCAGGCAUUCAUGUUUUUGGUGCUACUUUUCCCUAAAUGGAUAUCUGUACCUCUUGGCUUUGUCUUUCUCCUUCCUUCCCUCCACUUGAUGCUUUUGUCUUUUAAAGCUCCCGUCCUUCACUCCAUGUUUUACCCCUUUCAGUUUGACCAGUUUUUCUCCCUCCAUAGUUUCCAAAAUUAAGAUAACUUCACUUUAACUCUUGUCAAACUACUUGGUUUUCUGGGUUCAAAUUAUUAUUAUUAUUAUUAUUAUUGCUGAUAUUCUAGACACACAGUUGUCAUGAGUUUGUGUAUAAACGUUUCGUUAUAAUGUUGCCUUUGUUUCUUUUCACUCUUGUUAGAAAAAUAAAGGUUUAGAAUUGUUUAGGA
Messenger RNA from Monopterus albus (swamp eel), 6218 nucleotides. RefSeq names its product lysine demethylase 5C (gene kdm5c). Gene Ontology annotation, biological process: chromatin remodeling; regulation of DNA-templated transcription. The record is from RefSeq and is a predicted model, not a curated record. Gene Ontology annotation, molecular function: histone H3K4me/H3K4me2/H3K4me3 demethylase activity; DNA binding. Lineage: Eukaryota; Metazoa; Chordata; Actinopteri; Synbranchiformes; Synbranchidae. Bases 388 to 5172 code for a protein of 1594 amino acids. Gene Ontology annotation, cellular component: chromatin; nucleus. The transcript has 29 exons.